Messenger RNA from Capronia epimyces CBS 606.96, 1317 nucleotides. RefSeq lists its product as uncharacterized. Gene Ontology annotation, molecular function: uroporphyrinogen-III synthase activity. Lineage: Eukaryota; Fungi; Ascomycota; Eurotiomycetes; Chaetothyriales; Herpotrichiellaceae. Bases 1 to 1317 code for a protein of 438 amino acids. The record is from RefSeq and is a predicted model, not a curated record. The transcript is spliced from 2 exons. Gene Ontology annotation, biological process: uroporphyrinogen III biosynthetic process.
AUGCCACCUCCACCGUCUCCUCUAUCUACCGUCCCCGUGCUCCUCCUGAAAACGCGGUCUCACCCACAUGACGCUUACGAAGAGUACUUCUCCACAACACCGGUUACGACGACACCAACAGCUACCACAGGAGAGGACGAAAGGGCCACGUCCUCGUUUUCCUUCGUCCCCCAGUUUGUUCCUGUACUCGAACACCGGCCUAAUACCGAGAGCUUGGGAGCGCUGAAGCGGGCGCUGCAAAGCGGAACGCUGGGCCAGCAGUAUGGCGGGAUGAUCUUUACGAGCCAGAGGGCUGUUGAAGCGUGGGCGGAGGUGGUUAAGAGUGUAGAGCGAGAACUACCGCCAACAGAGGACAGAACAACGGAGCUGGACAGUUUUGAACAAGAACGCACGAUACAGGUCUUCGGGCCUGGGACUGGUGUGAUUGGGUCUCAGCCUGGAGCGAAUUCAGGCGAGGCAUCGCAGCAUGUGACUGAUUCAGAGCAUGUAGACGACGACUUCUCCUUCCCCCUCUACACGGUCGGCCCAGCGACCUCGCGCGCUCUGAACACGUUAGUUGCGGAGUCUAGUACCACCACCAAGAAGGCAUCCCCGUUCACUCGUCUCCGCCCUUCCGUCCUAGGUGCACAAACAGGCACCGGCGGCAACCUUGCACAGUACAUUCUGUCGCACUACAAUGGGCUGGAUGACCGGAAGCUCUACACUCAUCACGACUCGUGGAGAUGGCCGGUCACGUCUACCCUUGGACCUACGAGGGGUGAGCCUCGCAGUGAUGCAGCCAAGGAUGACGAACGCGAGCGCCUGCGGAAAAAAGGGCUGUUGUUCCUCGUUGGCGAGCAGAGAAGAGACAUUAUUCCUAAGACAUUAAUGGAUGCCAAAGGGAAACUGGCCCCGCAACAGCGGAUCGCCGUCGACGAGGUCGAAGUCUACGCCACAGAUGUCGUAGGAUCGUUCGAGGACGAUUUCACGCUGAGGCUCAGCUCGUUCAAAAGUGAAGGACACAAGGUCGUGGCGGUCGUGGUUUUCAGCCCUCAGGGGUGCGAGGCUAUGCUCCGCGCGCUCGGCUUUAUUGACGACACGCACAAGCUGACAGAAAGCGCGGUGAACAGAUGGAACGCCAUACCGAGACCCUGCGCUGUCCCAGACCAAGAGGAAGAGCAGAGACAGCUCUACGUCGUCGUCACCAUUGGGCCAACCACUAGAGACCACCUCAAGACCAAAUUCGGCUUCGACGCGGACGUAUGUGCUGUGAAACCGAGUCCACAGGGUGUGGGCGAGGGACUCAAGGCAUUUCUACACAGCAAAGGCUUGGUAUAA